Messenger RNA from Anolis carolinensis (green anole), 3964 nucleotides. RefSeq names its product KLF transcription factor 4 (gene klf4). Lineage: Eukaryota; Metazoa; Chordata; Lepidosauria; Squamata; Anolidae. The transcript is spliced from 4 exons. Bases 485 to 1960 code for a protein of 491 amino acids. Gene Ontology annotation, molecular function: RNA polymerase II cis-regulatory region sequence-specific DNA binding; DNA-binding transcription factor activity, RNA polymerase II-specific. The record is from RefSeq and is a predicted model, not a curated record. Gene Ontology annotation, biological process: regulation of transcription by RNA polymerase II.
CGCGCGAGGCUUGACAGUUCGGAGAAAGUCGGAGGAGCGCGGCGCGCGAGGCUUGACAGUUCGGAGAAAGUCGGAGGAGCGCCUCGUAUCGCCCAAAGCGAGGGUCCCGCUGGGAGCGAGGAAAAGGAGACAAGAGGCAGAGAGAGAACGCGAGAGAGUUGUGCCAGCCCCGCGCGCCCGCUCGCCCGGUCUGUGAACCAAUCCAUCAGCCAAGCAAAAGGAGCGCGCGACAGCAGGGCUCCAGGACUCCCCUCAUGGCAGCGGCGCGCGCAGGGAAUCCCCAGGAAUUGUCUCGCGCCGUCCAGCUGACCGCGUUGCUGCUGUUGCUGCUGUUGCUGCUCACUUACAAAGCGGAUUCUUUUGCUGCUGCUUCGUGACGGGGUCAUUCCUCCCCCUUCCCCCGCGCGCUUUUGCAUCUUGAGGACACUUUAAAGAAGAGUUCUUUUCGGACUGUAUCCCCCUCCACAUUGCAAGUCAGACAUUCAUGAGGCAGCCUCCCCCGGGCGACGUCGAGAUGGCGCUCAGCGGCACCCUGCUCCCCUCCAUCGCCACCUUCGCCGCCGCUGGGACAGCAGCCGGCAGGGAGAAGGCCCUCCGACAAGCUGCCGCCUGCAACAAGUGGAGAGAGGACCUAUCUCAUCUCAAGAGGUUCCCACCUGUGCUGACAGGGCGACCCUAUGACUUGUCUUCUGAACUGGAAAACACCAGCAGCAACAGUAGUGUGAUGUCACGGCGAGAGACGGAGGAGCUGAAUGAGCUGCUGGACUUUGACUUCAUCCUCUCCAACUCUCUCAUGCCCCAGGAGCAACCCACAGCUGCCGCAGCCGUGGUGAGCUCUGUUCCUGGCUCCUCGCCCUCUGUUACUGGCAACACCUGCCCUUCCGUGACUACCUGUGACUUCACUUACCAGCUGCAAAGAGGGGAUCAUGCUGGGGGCAUCCUAUACAACAGGGAACAGGCCACAGCUGCCCCUUUCAAUCUGUCCGAUAUCAACGACGUGUCCCCUUCGGGCGGAUUUGUAGCUGAGCUGAUGAGGCCAGAUCUGGACCCUGUCUAUAUGCAGCAGCAGCAGCCGCCCUUGCUGGGCAACCUGCAUGGGAAGUUUGUGGUGAAAGCCACCUUGAACAUGGGGGAGUACAAUAACCACAUCAGUGUUAGCAGCAAGAACAACACGGCUGCAACCUCCCCUUGUGCAGAUGGCCCCGUGCCGCCUCCUGGCUAUAACCACAUGCCCACGAUGUGCCCCAAAAUCAAACAGGAGGCUGCCCCUUCUUGCACCAUUGGCCAGUCCCAUGGAAAUACUCCAAGGGCGCAGCCACACGAUUUCACCUUGGGUCGGCCACUGCCUAGCAGGACUAAUCCUCCCUUGACUCCAGAGGAGAUGAUGAGUAACAGAGACUGCCAUCCUUCCCCACAAGGCUUAAGCCACCCGGGUCUGCCGGUUCCUCCGGGCUACCACCCCGGCCCAGGAUAUCCUCCUCCUUUCCUUCCAGAGCAACUGCCACCAAGUGCACUCCAGUAUCAAGGUCAGUCUUGCUAUCUAAAUGUUUUUGGAGAGCUUUUAAACAUGCCUCGUGUGGUGCAAGGGAUGAUGCUGACUCCGCCCUCUUCACCUCUAGAGCUCUUAACUCCAGGGGGCUGCAUCUCUGAAGAGACCAAACCAAAGAGGGGACGGAGGUCGUGGCCCAGGAAAAGGACUGCAACGCACACGUGUGACUACGCCGGCUGUGGGAAAACGUACACAAAGAGCUCGCAUCUCAAAGCACACCUGCGGACCCAUACAGGUGAGAAGCCAUAUCAUUGUGACUGGGAAGGCUGUGGCUGGAAGUUUGCCCGCUCCGAUGAACUCACGCGCCACUACAGAAAACACACGGGCCACCGCCCUUUCCAGUGCCAGAGGUGUGACAGAGCGUUCUCCAGGUCUGACCACCUUGCCUUACACAUGAAGAGACACUUUUAAAACAGAACACAGUGGACUUUUUUUUUCCUUUACUGCCAUGCGCUAUUCAGUAUUUGACAGCACAAAAGACUGUCUUCCACAAGAGGGGAGCACUCCACUUAAAAAGCACUACGAGGAAUUCCAGUGAAGUCUUCCAAAAACAUUAAGUGUGGACAAUUUUUUCAAAAUCAUGGGACUGUUUUUUUUUUUCACCAAAAAAUAAAGCAGGGGAACAAUGACUGGAUUUUGUUUUCAUCAUUCCAUUUUUUAAAAAAAAAAAUCUGACUUGAAUCUUUUCUGGACUACAGAAUGCCAAGGGUUGACUGGAAGUCAAGGAAAUCAGGGUUAAAAUAAUCUGUUGUGGGGAGGGAGCAAUGGGAGCUUAUGUAAGGAGGCCAUGGGUGAAAACAGAUGGAACAUUGAUAGAGCCAUGUAGCCAUUUUAGAAACUUCUUUACCACAUUCAAUCCAAAUGUUUCCUUUUUCUUCUCCAAAGUUAAAGGCUAACAAACUAGCCAAAGGCUGAUACUAUUUCACAGAUGACCGAGACCCCUUCCACACAGCUAAAUAAAAUCCCACAUUUUCUGCUUUGAACUGGAAUAUAUGGCAAUGUGGACUCAGAUAACCCACUUCAAAUAAGAUAUUGUGGAAUUUUCUGCCUUGAUGACGACUAAAAUGAGAACUGGAGAACAAGCCCUAUGAGGAGCGGUUUAAAGAGCUGGGCAUGUUUAGCCUGCAGAAGAGAAGGCUGAGAGGAGACAUGAUGGUCAUGUAUAAAUUUGUGAGGCGAAGUCAUAGGGAGGAAGGAGCAAGCUUGUUUUCUGCUGCCCUGGAGACUAGGAUGUGGAACAAUGGCUUCAAACUACAGGAAAGGAGAUUCCACCUGAACAUUAGGAAGAACUUCCUCCCCGUGAGAGCUGUUCAGCAGUGGAACUCCCUGCCCCAAAGUGUGGUGGAGGCUCCUUCUUUGGAGGCUUUUAAGCAGAGGCUGGAUGGCCAUCUGUCAGGGGUGCUUUGAGUGCAAUUUUCCUGCUUAUUGGCAGAUGGCAUGGCCCAUGAGGUCUCUUCCAACUCUAUGAUUCUAUGAUAUUCUGGGUUAUAUGGCCUUGUGGAAGGGCCCCACACAGCUUUUCUCUCACUGCCUGCCCCUCUCUUCUUAACUGAAAUUCCUAGGGGAGUUUUGCAAUAUUUUUAAAAGCUUUUGUAUUUAAGGAGUCAGAUUAGCAAUAGAAUAUACUUCUACCUAAAUGAAAAAGAAGUACAAUAAAGGGAAGCUGCAACCUUUAAAAAAAACAGAUAGAGGUAAUAUCUGAUGUCAAACUCACCGUCUGACUUUAUGGAAGUUCUGUCUGCCAUGCCAAUUCCAAAACCAGGAACAUAUCUGAUUUUCAUCUGAAGAAAAUCAGUUGUUACUGCUCUUAAAAUGCUUCAUCUGUCUUCACCUUUGAAUUCUCUUAAAAUGUCUUUUCAAUGCAAUAUUGUAAGCAUGUUGCAGACUUGCAAUUUCUUUUUCCUCCCAAAAGCCAUUGCUAAACUUUUGUCAGAUGGGGAAGAAGAAAUUCAGGUACAGAUUUGUGGUUAAAAGCCUAUUUUAAUGGUGCUGAAUGACUUUUGGUUCUUAAGGAAAAAGGAAGCCAAAGUUCUCAAACUGCUGCAUAUUCGACAAGGAAAUACGUUUGUCUUCCGAUCUACAUUUAAUGAUGACCUAAGUCAGGUUAAUAAACCUGGCUUAUUUGUGUUUGUGUCUCUUUUUUAAUCUUCUAUGCAGACAGUCUGUAAUGCACUGUGGUUUCAAUGUGCAAUAAUUUGUACAAUGGUUUAUUCCCAAAUAUGCCUUAAGCAGAACAAAUGUGUUUUUUUUUCUAUAUAGUUCUUUACUUAAUAAAUAUGUAAUAUAAAUUUAAGGAGACUUCUAUUUUGUAUAUUUGUAAACUAUGAAGUGAAAAAAUGAACAUUUUGUCAGAGUUUGUAUUUUGCAUAGUCAUUUUGCUGAAAAUAACUUUUAAAUAAACCUAUUUUAUCUGAA